Messenger RNA from Cuculus canorus (common cuckoo), 2454 nucleotides. RefSeq names its product zinc finger protein 282. NCBI's taxonomy places the organism in Eukaryota, Metazoa, Chordata, Aves, Cuculiformes, Cuculidae. Bases 617 to 2260 code for a protein of 547 amino acids. The transcript has 6 exons. The record is from RefSeq and is a predicted model, not a curated record. Gene Ontology annotation, biological process: regulation of DNA-templated transcription.
AUGUCCCCAGGAUGUCCCUGGACACCCCUGAUCUUGGAUGUCCUCAUGGUCCUGGGAUGUGCCGAUGUCUCUGGGAUGCUCCAUGCAGGCUCCAUCCCCGAGGUUCCCUGGCUACCACUGACCUGGGAUGUCCCCAGGAUGUCCCUGGACACCCCUGAUUUUGGUGUCUUUGGUGUCUUUGGACACCCCUGAUCUCGUACGGCACCAUGACCUGGUGCUUGUUGGUGUCUCGUGGGGACAAUGACCAGCGCUGACCCCACCACUGCUAUGGUUGCACUACGAACCCUCUCCAACCCAUCAGCUGAGUAGAAUGAAUCCUGCCCAAUGGCACCGGCCAACCUUCCUCAUCUGCCCCUCACCGUCCCCUCAGGUCUGUUUGUCCUGUCUCCUUCUGGAGCCCAGGCCAAGUCUCAGCAUCUUCUCGCUUGCCUGGACAGCACCAACUGCUCCAAGAGACACAUCCUGCCAUGGAGUGGCUGUAGGACAGGUCCCCAGUGGUGGUGGGAUCACAUAGAGGGGUCCCUCGCAAGGUGCUGGGGGUGGCAGUGGCCAAUGGUGGCCAAAAGCCACCAAACUGGGGGACAACGGUGCCUACCGUGGAGCCGGGACUGUGGGCAUGACCCAGGGAGGUAACUAUGGACCUUCUCCCACCGGCACCUUCUCCACGACCCAGGUGCAGGAAUGGAACGUGGAGGCUCCCCACCUGAUGCCGUUGCAGCCGCCGCUGCUGCCGGAGCGGGCGCACGUACGGGAGGCGCAGCUCCACUCCGCCGAGGCUUCGCUCUGGACCGUGGUGGCCACGGUGCAAGCGAUGGAGAGGAAGAUAGACCUCCUGGCCACCCGCCUGCUCAGCCUGGAGGGUCGAUCGGGCACGGCUGAGAAGAAGCUCCUGGACUGCGAGAAGACAGCCAUGGAGUUUGGGAACCAGUUGGAGAGCAAGUGGGCCGUGUUGGGCACCCUCAUCCAGGAGUACGGGCUGCUCCAGCGGCGCCUGGAGAACGUGGAGAACCUGCUGAAGAACAGGAACUUCUGGGUGCUGCGGUUGCCCCCUGGUCCUCGGGGUGAGGUCCCCAAGGUGCCGGUGACGUUUGUUGACAUUGCUGUCUACUUCUCGGCGGAGGAGUGGAAGAACUUGGAGGAGUGGCAGAAAGAGCUGUACAAUAACCUGGUGAAGGAGAACUAUGAGUCUUUGAUCUCCUUGGAUGGAGUCCUCUCCAGAAGUGAGGCGCAGCCCCGCGGCGAGCGCGUGGAUGGACCUUGUGUCCCGGAGCAGAGGGAGCUGGAGCAGAGGGAGCUGCCACCGGACACCUGUGCAGAGUCGCUGAUCUCCACCUCCGACAUCCUGUCCCGGAUCAAGCAGGAGGUGGCCUUUGUAGGGGAGCAGCAGUUCACGGAGGAACGGGCAAUGCCGGCGGAUCCCUGUGCAGGUGCAGACGCUCUGAUCACGGCGCACGACUUCUUGUCGUGGAUCAAGCAGGAGGAAGAGCCCGGCGUCCGCGAACCCUGGGAGCUGCCGGAGAGGGAGAUGUUGCCAGGUCCUGGCCCUGCCGCCGAGGGGCUGCUGGUGAAAACGGAGGAGCGGUGCCCGCACGCCGAGCCCCCCGAGGAGGUGGGCUUGCCGGGUGGCUCGGGGGAUCUCCUCUUCGCUGGCCCAGGCUUUGGUAACGCCGAAGCCCAGGUGGCAGCGGUGGCUCUGCCGACACAGCACAGACUGGGCAAAACCUCGGAGCCGGGGUUGGGAGCCGAAGCGUCGGGAGUCCUCACGGCGGCCCCAGGUGCCAUCGAGGAACGGCCGCAUGGUUGUACGGAGUGUGGGAAGAGCUUCAGCGGGAAGAAGAGUUUGAGGAUCCACCAACGGAGCCACGCGGCCGAGCGUCCCUACCCGUGCGCCGAGUGCGGCAAGAGCUUCAAUUGCCACUCGGGGUUGGUGCGGCACCAGAUGAUCCAUCGCGGCGAGCGGCCCUACAAGUGCGCCGAGUGCGGGAAGUGCUACAGCCGCAAGGAACACCUGCAGAACCACCAACGGCUGCACACGGGCGAGCGCCCUUUCGCCUGCGCCGCCUGCGGCAAGAGCUUCAUCCGCAAGCAGAACCUCCUCAAGCACCAACGCAUCCACACCGGCGAGCGACCCUACCAGUGCCCGGCUUGCGGACGGAGCUUCCGCUACAAGGAGUCCCUUAAGGAUCACCAACGGGUCCACGGGACCGAGGCGGGCGCCCCACCGUUGCCCCCCUCCGGCAUCAUGCCUCCAGGGGAUUAGGGGUCACCUCGACCCGCAUGGACACCCCCUGGGGAUGGGGGCAAGCGCCGGCCACGCAGCUUCCUACCAAAUACAAGCAUCCGGCUGGGGGUCAUGGGGAACCCCUGGGUUUUUAGGGGGGGCCAUGAACCCCCAGGUCCCAUCCUGUAUUCUCCCCCCCCCCCCCAGUUUGGCCCAUGGACAGUGGCUUUUUG